CCUUCGCUGCGAUACACCGGGCAACAGUUCAUAAUUUGUCCAGGUGGCAUCUGCUGCUUCGCUUUCACUUAACAGGGAAUUUGUGCUUAAUUCUAUUCGUAGUUUCGAGCUGCGCUGUAAUAUUUUUUCGUGUAUCGGUGGCUACAUUGUGCUGUCAUAUAAACCACUGAUCUCUCAAACAACAUCCCAUAUCACCAGGUACCUGCUCGCCACCGAUCGCUAGAAUGGUGUCCUGUCAAGGAAAGCCGGUGGCGAUUAUUUUCGGAGCCCUGAUGCUUCAUUUGGUGUCAGCUCAGAACGCGGGGUUUGUGAAGUCGCCCCUGUCGGAGACUAAGCUGACGGGGGACACGUUUGAGCUGUACUGUGACGUAGUGGGCAGCCCCACCCCGGAGAUCCAGUGGUGGUACGCCGAGGUGAACCGGGCAGACUCAUUCCGCCAGCUCUGGGAUGGUGCACGCAAGCGCCGUGUAUCCAUCAACACGGCGUACGCCACCAACGCCGUUAGCGUACUCGCCGUCACAUACGUCAGCCUUGACGACUCGGGGACGUACGAGUGUCGCGCCAGUAACGACCCGCGCCGCAACGACCUGCGACAGAACCCGUCCACCACCUGGAUCCGAGCCCAGGCCACCGUCACGGUUCUGCAGAGUGAGUCUGGGGGUGACGCUCCCCAUACUACCCAGCUGAGAGAGCAGCCAUUAGAGGUGUGCACUGAUAUGUGUACUGAUGUGUGUGUGUGUGUGUUGGUGUGUGUGUGUGUGUGUCCCUCAGCUGCUCCGGACAUCACCGGCCACAAGCGCAGUGAGAAUAAGAACGAGGGCCAGAAGGCUGUACUGUACUGCAAGUCGGUGGGCUACCCUCACCCCAUAUGGACCUGGCGCAAGCUGGACAACGACCUGCCAAUGGACAUUGAUAACUCCUCUGGCCGAUUCUUCAUCAGCAAUAAGGACAACUACACAGAGUUGAGCAUCCUGAAUCUGGACAUCAGCUUGGACCCUGGCGAGUACCAGUGUAACGCCACCAACUCCAUCGGCACCACCACCAUGACGUCAGUGCUACGCGUGCGCAGCUACCUGGCCCCCCUGUGGCCACUGCUGGGAGUGCUGGCCGAGAUCAUCGUGCUCGUGCUCAUCAUUGUCAUCUACGAGAAGCGUAAGAAGCCCGACGACGUGCAAGACGAUGAUGAACCAGCGGGGCCAAUGAAAACCAACUCCACUAAUAAUCACAAAGACAAGAACCUGCGCCAGAGAAACACCAACUAAGACGACCGCAGCCACCACCCAGACGAACACAUUCAUUUCAUGACCUUUGAACGUAACCCAUGACUGCGUUCUUAUUCAUUGUAAAGCAUAUCUGAGGUGGAGGUUAGGAUGGCAACCACUAAAAGGAAGACGACAGGCAUGCCUUAUGACCCCGGGAGAGAGGAGGCGGACAGGGAGGCGAGGGGUGGACACCACUGAUUUCCCCUUUUCCUUUGCUGCAUGAUUGUGUUGCUUUUUAUUUGAUAUGUUUUCUUAUAUACAAUUGUUUUCCAUUUCUCUAAAUAAGAGUAAUGCAUGCGAGAUAGUGACUUACUGUUUGUUACAGACAAGGUUUUCUUUUGGGUAGGGUAGUGUCUGUCAGGCUGGUUUCAUGUAGAUGAUGAUAUUUACUUUGUAUCUGACCCUUCAACUUUAAUGCAUUGUAAGGGAUAAUAUGACAUGACCAUGUUUUGGUAUGACAGUUUUUGUACAGUUUACCAUUGCACUGCAUACCAUUUCUAUAAGGAGACAUUCAACUUUUUCUCAGUUAAUUUAAGUUAGGGGCUUAAUUUAAAAAGGGCUUUGCAAUGUCCCUCACUAGUUGUUUUAUACUUAUGACUGUACCGUAUGUAUGUAUUUAUGUACUCGAUCACUGAAGGUAAACAAUAGUAUUUGAAUGUUCCUGAUUUGGUGCACUUAAGUGUUAAGAAAAAUGGUGAAGCACCUGCAGAACUUAAUUUUAUAAUUCCAUGACUUCUGUCCUAAAUGUGACUGAUUGCUUUUUAUCAAUGUGUAUUGUACAGCAUGGCUUUUAUUCUAUGCAAUAUUUAUUCAUAUAAUAUAUACAUAUAUAUAUUGAUAUAUCCAGAUAGAUAGAUAGAUAUGUUUAUCAGACAUUAAGGCGUGAUUUAUUUUUGGCCGCAGUGAAGCUUUAAGACCAUGUAGACGCGUUUCUUGGCGCCCCAGACUCAUAGAUUACUGAUCACCUUUCACCAAUGCAUGACAUCCAUGUGAAGUACUGCUAGUGUACGAGCACCUGGAGUGCAGUAAUGAAGCUCGGGCUCUUGCGUGUUGUGAGACGACUCCAAGUCAUUUUUACUAAUAAAGACUCCUCGUAUGA
Messenger RNA from Alosa alosa (allis shad), 2361 nucleotides. Its product is annotated as neuroplastin-like. The transcript is spliced from 7 exons. The record is from RefSeq and is a predicted model, not a curated record. Gene Ontology annotation, biological process: cell-cell adhesion. NCBI's taxonomy places the organism in Eukaryota, Metazoa, Chordata, Actinopteri, Clupeiformes, Clupeidae. Bases 225 to 1262 code for a protein of 345 amino acids.